Messenger RNA from Vombatus ursinus (common wombat), 567 nucleotides. RefSeq names its product cystatin-like. The coding region runs from base 57 to 476 and encodes 139 amino acids. NCBI's taxonomy places the organism in Eukaryota, Metazoa, Chordata, Mammalia, Diprotodontia, Vombatidae. Gene Ontology annotation, cellular component: extracellular region; cell surface; cytoplasm. The transcript is spliced from 3 exons. The record is from RefSeq and is a predicted model, not a curated record. Gene Ontology annotation, molecular function: cysteine-type endopeptidase inhibitor activity.
GAGGACUGAGACUCCAUGUACCAAACCAGUCCCAUUAUCCUCCAAGGCAAGAACCAAUGGCCAGGCUCUUGCAGAUCCCACUGCUCCUGCUAACUACCCUGUCCUUGUUGAUACAGGCCCAGGAAAACCGGGAGGUAUGGAGAAAAUUCAUUGAUAUUGAGCAGGACCAUGCAUUUUUCCCAGAGACCCUUCAAUUUGCCAUAAAGCAGUACAACAAGGACAGCGAUGAUGAGUACCUCUACCAGAUGACUCAGCUGAUUCGAGCCCAGGAGCAGCUGUCAACGGGAUUUGAGUACCUCAUAGACAUGAAACUCAGUCGGACCAUGUGUACAAAAGAUGUCGAAUUUGAUCCUGCUGACUGUGGCCUUCAAGAGGACCCAGAAUUGUAUAAGGUAAUCAACUGUACUUUUUUUAUUUUUGCUGUGCCUUGGGAUAGACAAUAUGAGCUGAGGAGCAGUAACUGUCCUAAUGUUUAGCUGGGUUCCUGUGAGGAGCUACAGUUACAAGUGUUCUUUCCAGCCUCUUCUAUCUCCUUAAAAAAGGAGAGCAGAAAUUCACUGUUCUGGA